GACUAGCAUGUCACUCCAGUUCAGUGCUUUCCUGAAGGGAGUGUGUGUUUGUCAAAUGCUGAGAAACUGGUAGCCAUUCCCAUACGUACACGAGGCAUAAGCAUUAAGCAAACCAAAGGAAGCAGAUUCCAAGGGUGCGAAGAUGGCUAGCGAAUCACCCAGCCAUACAGAUUCAGUUGCAUAUAUGGCAUCAUGUUCUAGAUCAAGAGAAUCCUAAAAUCAUCAGAUUCAGUUCAGAAGAAGAAGCCAAGCAACCGCAAGAAAGCUGGAAGUGGAAGUGGGAGUGGACGUUUGAAGUUUCGUUCCCACGUCGCAUGACAUGACGCCGCUGUUAGAGAAACAAUAAUUGGAGUUUCGCUCUCUCUCUCUCUCUCUCUCUCUCUCUCUCUCUCCAUACGUGUAGUGGCCAUCGGCCUGGCGUGAAUCUUACGCGCCUUUCGUAACAGUCGAUUCAAAUUUCGAAAAGCGAGGGUUUCUUCAGGAGUUGUUAAGAUUUGAGAGGGUCUGUGUGUGCAGACAUAUGCUUUUUUCUCUUGUUUACUAAGUAAAAAGUAAAUCAAAAGGCCAUGCAGAAGGAUCAUGGCAGCAACCCAGCAGCAGCUCCUGGACGGCUUCGGCAUCGUAGACGCACAAAUGAGGUUAUUCCAGAGGUUGGCAAGGAAAAUGGAAGACAUUUACUUGUUAAUGAUCAGAACAAAUACAAAUCAAUGUUGACUCGUGUAUAUUCAUCCAUAUGGAUGAUUGGGGGAUUUGUGCUCAUAAUCUACAUGGGUCAUCUUUAUAUUUGGGCCAUGGUGGUUGUUAUCCAAAUUUUUAUGGCAAGAGAGCUGUUCAAUUUACUCAGAAGAGCACGUGAAGAUAGACAUCUCCCAGGAUUUAGGCUUUUGAAUUGGCACUUUUUCUUCACUGCUAUGCUGUUCGUAUAUGGUCGCAUUCUUAGCCAACGUCUUGUCAACACUGUUACUUCUGACAAAUUCUUGUAUCAUAUCGUAAGCUGUUUUAUCAAGUAUCACAUGGUUACCUGUUAUUUCUUGUAUAUUGCAGGUUUUAUGUGGUUCAUUCUUACUCUGAAGAAGAAGAUGUACAAGUAUCAAUUUGGCCAAUAUGCAUGGACACAUAUGAUUCUAAUCGUGGUGUUCACACAAUCCUCAUUCACUGUAGCAAACAUAUUUGAAGGAAUUUUCUGGUUCCUUCUUCCUGCAUCACUUAUUGUUAUCAAUGAUAUUGCUGCUUAUUUCUUUGGGUUCUUCUUUGGAAGAACCCCUUUGAUCAAGUUAUCUCCAAAGAAAACUUGGGAGGGUUUCAUUGGAGCAUCUGUUACAACUAUUAUAUCAGGAUUUGUGCUUGCUAAUAUUAUGGGUCGCUAUGAGUGGCUAACAUGUCCGAGGAAGGAUUUGUCGACUGGUUGGCUUCACUGCGAUCCGGGCCCAUUGUUUAAACCAGAGUAUUUUAUGCUGCCAGGGUGGAUUACUAAGUGGUUUCCAUGUGGGGAGGUCCAAGUUCUACCUGUUCAAUGGCAUGCAUUGUUGCUAGGUCUAUUUGCAUCAAUAAUAGCACCUUUUGGAGGCUUUUUUGCUAGUGGUUUCAAAAGAGCUUUCAAGAUUAAGGAUUUUGGGGACAGUAUCCCUGGGCACGGGGGAAUUACUGAUAGAAUGGAUUGCCAGAUGGUGAUGGCUGUCUUUGCGUACAUCUAUCAUCAGUCGUUUGUUGUGCCACAAAGUUUUUCAGUAGAGAUGAUUUUAGACCAGGUAUUGAUGAACCUAACUUUCGAGGAGCUGCGAGCUCUGUACAUGAAGCUUGGGCAGAUCAUCCACGAUGGGCAUAUUGAACAGUAUUGACCGCAAGAAUUACCAGUCAUCUGUGCUUGUGCUCUCUAAUGCGUUAUUUUAUUGGGUGGUGAUGGCAAUUUAAGUGUUGCCUCGUCUGCAAUGAAUGUUGUUUGGCUGGCACUGUUCUUUUAGUGCACCCUUUGUACAGCGCGCGGUCACCCAUUGUAUGCAUAAAAUUUCCACUGCACAUCUCCACACCUCCCCUUGUGCCACGCGCGCACAGCUUCCCUUUUUUGUGCGCAUUUGAUUUCAUGUUUUUUUGGCUAGUAGUAGAUAUGUGAAUUGCAUGAAAUUGGGCCUGGUAAUUGAAUUACUUCAAAAUAA
Messenger RNA from Diospyros lotus (date-plum), 2153 nucleotides. RefSeq names its product phosphatidate cytidylyltransferase 1-like. Bases 567 to 1838 code for a protein of 423 amino acids. Gene Ontology annotation, molecular function: phosphatidate cytidylyltransferase activity. The transcript has 14 exons. Lineage: Eukaryota; Viridiplantae; Streptophyta; Magnoliopsida; Ericales; Ebenaceae. Gene Ontology annotation, cellular component: endoplasmic reticulum membrane. The record is from RefSeq and is a predicted model, not a curated record.